AACUCGAAGAAUUUUUUUUAUACAAUUGAUGUACUUUUCCAACACUAGGCAUUCGACUCGCAAAGAAUCCUUUUACUUCCAUGGAAACUGAACAACAGAAGCAAGAUAGUACAGUAGAUAGUACAGUAGAGUGGGAGCACAAAGUUGAAACUUGUUAUGAAAAAAUAAUAAAAGAGACAAUUGUAACCGGGAAGGAGACUCAAGUGUCACUGGAUAAAUUUCCUUAUUAUUUAAGUGACAAGACAAAGAGUGAACUAAUCUUAUCCACAUACGAAAAUUUGAAAUGGAACCAAUUGCUCAAAACUACUACAAGGCUUCCUUCAUGCCUCACACUGUUCUUGUCUGGCCCUGCAGGUUCUGAGAUAUAUCAAGAAAUGCUAGUGAAGGGGUUGGCCAAUCAUUUUGAUGCAAAAUCUCUCAUGUAUGAAAAUGAUGCAAUGCCUCGGGUAAAGCGGACGGAUGGUAAAAGUAAUUUUGAUAUAUCGCAAGGUAAAGGUGGCAGAGAACUGUAA
Cryptomeria japonica (Japanese cedar) is the source of this 512-nucleotide messenger RNA. RefSeq lists its product as uncharacterized. Bases 81 to 512 code for a protein of 143 amino acids. The transcript has 5 exons. The record is from RefSeq and is a predicted model, not a curated record. Lineage: Eukaryota; Viridiplantae; Streptophyta; Pinopsida; Cupressales; Cupressaceae.